Anguilla anguilla (European eel) is the source of this 2029-nucleotide messenger RNA. Its product is annotated as tumor necrosis factor receptor superfamily member 11B-like. Gene Ontology annotation, molecular function: protein binding. The coding region runs from base 131 to 1366 and encodes 411 amino acids. NCBI's taxonomy places the organism in Eukaryota, Metazoa, Chordata, Actinopteri, Anguilliformes, Anguillidae. The transcript is spliced from 5 exons. The record is from RefSeq and is a predicted model, not a curated record.
UAUGCAAGAAACUGUUAGGAGGGGGAAAAUAUGCUACAGCUGGAAAUACCAUUAUUGGGCUGGGCACGGUCUCUUCCCUUUUCCUUAACUGUAAGUUCAGCAUGGAAAAGAACGUGCUCACACGGACUUGAUGGAAGGACUGGAUACUGAGAUCUUGAGGCCACGGUCAAUCAUGAAAUUUUACCUGCUGCUUGUCUUCUCCUUCUGUGGAGCAUCCCGGGAGGUGUCCCCGCCCACCUACGAGCACCGUGACCCGGUGACCUCUAAGGUGUACCAGUGUGAGCAGUGCCCGCCUGGCACGGCCGUGCUGCAGCACUGCGGCAGGGACACGCCCACCGCCUGCGGCCCGUGCCCCGAGGGGCACUUCUCUGAGCACUGGCACUGGGGCAAAGCCUGCCAGCGCUGCACGGCCGUCUGCAAGGAGCAGCAGCUGGUCCAGAGAGAGUGCACCCGGACGCACGACCGGCUGUGCGAGUGUGCCCCGGGGUACCACCUGGAGGUGGAGUUCUGCGUGAAGCACACCCUCUGCCCGCCUGGCUCUGGGGCAACCACCCUGGGCACGCCCGAGGGUGACACGGAGUGCGAAAGGUGCGCGAGGGGCUUCUUCUCCGGCCGCUUCUCGGCGACAGAGCCCUGUGAGCCGCACCGGAACUGCAGCAGGCUGGGGCUGAGGACCCUGAGUCCCGGCACGGCAGAGAAAAACAGCGUGUGCGAACACGACGACCGCGCCAUCGCCCCGGAGUGCUUUCAGCAGGACCUGCAGUGCCACACAGAUGUUAUGCUGUGUGAGGAAGUCAUCCUCCAGUUCCUGUCUUCGCUUCACUUCCUGUCUGCGCUGCCCCUGCACACCGUGGCAGCCAGCUUACCCGGCAGGAAGCUGGACAGCACGAGUGUAGAGCAGGUGAACAAGACGUGCAGCCCCAAGCAGCAGGUCCUACAGCUGCUCAUACUGUGGAGAGAGAGGAACAAGCAUCACAGAAGGCUGUUUGGAAUCACCAAAGGCGUGAAGCACUGUGAGAAGGUGGUGUCCAGGAGCUCCGCCUUCAGGAAGACGACCCUGAGUGACCUCCAGAUGAUGACCGACAGCCUGCCGGGGGCGAAGGUGAGGGAGGAGGACGUCCGGGGGGCGAUGGAGUCAUGCCAGCCCCAGCAGUACCUCCUGAAGGUGCUGUACCUCUGGAAGACCCAGAACGAGGAGCAGGAUCUGGCCAAGGCCCUGGCACUCAGCCUGCGUGAGCUCCGCACGCGGGGAGCCCCGUCCCAUCUCCUGAGGAGCAUGAGGAGGCUCAACACGCUGUUCAGCACCUCCUCCAUACGCAAGCUCUACAAGAACAUAUUCCUCAACAUUAUUCUGGAUAAGUGUUAGAUACAAAUACAACCUGUUAAAUCCAAAUCUUACAUUGACUAGACUUGGCACCAAUGACAACAGUGCUGCAACUUAAAACUUGUAUAUGAGUUAACGGGAAAAUACAAAAUUUCCAUUGAAUGAAUAGUUACUGUGUGUUCUUGCUUUUUUACAAGCUAGAUGGAUUGGGAUGAAAAGUUUCACCUUCUGUUCUGUGUGGAUGUGUAAAAAUGUGUUUUUUUAUUGAGGGGGAAAACAAUAAAAUGAAUGCUAUUUUAUAUGAAUGUACAGAAGAUUGUAAUUAAUUUUAUUCCAUUUUUGGAUUAAAGUAGAAGAGCCCACAAAUGACAUUUAAUUUAACAGUCAUGUUCAAUGUGAAGUUGUAAAUUCAUUUCGGUCUGUUUUUCAUGUUAUCACAAUCAUCUGGAUUUUUACUUGUUUUAUAGAUAUCCUUCUGAAGUGAUGAAUGAUAAAAUACAAUGCUUUCUCUUGCCCUUUGGCUCCAUCUUGGUUAAUGUGUAGUUAAGCAAAAUGACACUUUAUGUGUAUGUUUAUUUAAAAAGAUUGAAGUUACAUAUUGUGUCUAAUUGUCAGAUCUCACCAAUAUAUUGUAAAAUCAAAUUAAUGAUAAACUACACUGAAGUUUUCAAGACACACGAAAAUAACUAUAUGGUUAUUUGUGUU